Messenger RNA from Vigna angularis (adzuki bean), 1849 nucleotides. RefSeq names its product protein kinase PINOID. Bases 345 to 1694 code for a protein of 449 amino acids. The record is from RefSeq and is a predicted model, not a curated record. Lineage: Eukaryota; Viridiplantae; Streptophyta; Magnoliopsida; Fabales; Fabaceae. Gene Ontology annotation, cellular component: plasma membrane; cytoplasm; nucleus. Gene Ontology annotation, biological process: protein phosphorylation. Gene Ontology annotation, molecular function: protein serine/threonine kinase activity; ATP binding. The transcript is spliced from 2 exons.
AAUAAAGCAGAAUUGAAUAGAAGCCGAUAUUUUGCGUUUAGUGAGAGAGAAACAUGGUUGAUCCUGUAGGGCAGGUUUGUCACUGAAAUAAUGAGUGAGAGGAAAAAGAGAAUCGGAAAAAUUGUGGAAAAAAAAUAAGCUUAACAUUAACAAAGAGCGGUACUACACGUCCAGGCCCACAUCGCUUAACCAACCAAUCCCUGCAUUUCCAAACCAAAGCAACUGAACUGCACUGCACCUUCCCAUAAAUACCACACAACCACCCCUACUUCUUCUCUCAAAGCUUCUCUCUCUGUAAUUUCUAUGAACCCUAGGUCCCUUCUUUUCGCUGUUCUGGUUCCACCAUGUUAAUUGAGACUACCUGUGCUCGGGAUUCUGGGAUGAGUUCAGAGACCGUCAAUUCCACGCAACGAACUUCCAUGAGCAACGAGAGCGUUUGCAGCACCAGCUUCAGCCGCCUCUCCUUCGACCUCCCUCCUUCCUCCUCAUCGCCCGAGAGCCUCUUCGUCAAGCCCCACCGCUCCUCCGACUUCGCUUACUCUGCCAUCUUCCGCCGCAAGUCCGCCCUCACCUUCCGCGACUUCCACCUCCUCCGCCGCAUCGGCGCUGGCGACAUCGGCACCGUGUACCUCUGCCGCCUUCGCCACGACGAGGACGAGUGCUUCUACGCGAUGAAGGUGGUGGACAAGGAGGCCGUGGCGCUGAAGAAGAAGGCGCAGAGAGCGGAGAUGGAGAGAAAGAUUCUGAAGAUGGUGGACCACCCCUUCCUCCCUACGCUCUACGCGGAGUUCGAGGCCUCGCAUUUCUCUUGCAUUGUGAUGGAGUAUUGCUCCGGUGGAGACUUGCACUCCCUUCGACACAACCACCCUAACAAACGCUUCUCUCUCUCCUCUGCCAGGUUUUACGCGGCUGAAGUACUGGUGGCGUUGGAGUAUCUCCACAUGCUGGGAAUAAUCUACAGGGAUCUAAAGCCAGAAAACGUGUUGGUCAGAUCAGACGGUCACAUCAUGCUUUCUGAUUUCGAUCUCUCUCUGUGCUCCCAUGCAAUCCCCGCCGUUGAAUCCCCUGACUCUUCUCUAGAUCCUGCAUUCACACGCACGUUACCCUACACCCGUCAGUACUCCACUCCCUUCUCCUGCCUCUCCAACCGCGUCUUCCGCUCCAAGAAGGUCCAAACCCUACAACCCAACCGCCUCUUUGUGGCCGAACCGGUUGGGGCUCGCUCCUGCUCCUUCGUGGGGACGCACGAGUACGUCUCACCGGAAGUGGCCUCCGGAAACUCCCACGGCAACGCCGUCGACUGGUGGUCCUUCGGAAUAUUCAUCUUCGAGAUGGUGUACGGUCGCACCCCCUUCGCGGGCCCAUCGAACGAGGCUACGCUGCGGAACAUCAUAAAAAACCCCCUCGCCUUUCCCACCGCCACGCCCUCCACCACACUUGAAAUGCAUGCGCGGGACCUCAUAUCCGGGUUGCUCAACAAGGACCCGAACCGCAGGCUUGGGUCGAAGCGCGGCGCCGCCGACGUCAAGAAGCACCCUUUCUUCGCGGGGCUCAAUCUGGCGCUCAUACGAAUGGUGACGCCGCCGGAGGUUCCCUCCCUCAGAAGGCAGAAAACGACGCUGUUUUACCCCGCUAACGAUAACGGCAACGUAAAUAACAGUAGACACGAGCUAACGGCGUUUGAUUACUUUUGAGAAUCCAACGAUGGAGGCAGUCUGCGCCACGUGUUGAGUCGGUGCCACCCAGAUUUUGUAAUUGGCAGAUGACUUAUGUGUAUAAUUUUGAGCUGUCCUUUCUUUUUGUACCCUUCUUUUAAUUCUAAUAUAGUUUGAUACUCACAUUCCACUCA